Molecule: messenger RNA, 1985 nt
Organism: Salvia splendens (bonfire salvia)
Lineage: Eukaryota; Viridiplantae; Streptophyta; Magnoliopsida; Lamiales; Lamiaceae
Product: exo-alpha-bergamotene synthase
Exons: 8
Coding region: 173-1789 (538 amino acids)
Biological process (GO): diterpenoid biosynthetic process
Molecular function (GO): magnesium ion binding; terpene synthase activity
Source: RefSeq, a predicted model, not a curated record
UGUUUCUCUGAGUUAACCUCGUACAAUUGUGUAAACCGGUUUUCGAGCUGCUUCACAUGCCUAUGCUUUGAACAUUGUGACUCCGCCUCAUACUCAAAUCUUUUGAUAAUUGUGAAAUAGUGAUCUCUGAAUCUCAACUCAGCUUGUUUAGAUCAAAAUAUAUUGAUCAAUCAUGGAGGAGGUGAUUAGGAGGUCUGCAAACUACGAAGCCAGUAUCUGGGACGACGAUUACAUUCAGUCGUUCGAAAGUCCGUACACGGGGGAGAAGUACGUUUGCGAAGCUGAGAAGCUGAAAGAUCUGGUGAGAAUACUGAUCCACAUAACUGAAGAUGAGCUCGACCAGCUUCACCUUAUCGACAAUGUGACGAGACUAGGCCUAUCUGGCCACUUCAAGGAGCAGAUAGCAAAAAUGUUAGAGAAGAUAUAUGAGGCACAAGAAUGGUUAGAAAAGGACUUGCAUUUCACGUCUCUCAAAUUCAGACUUCUCAGACAGCAUGGUUAUCACGUUCCUCAAGAGGUUUUCUGUAGUUUGAUGGAUGAGGAAAGUAAUUUCAAGGCCUCCCUGUGUGAAGACAUGAGAGGGCUCGUAUCACUGUAUGAAGCUUCGUAUUUAAGCGUGGAAGGGGAGAACGUAAUGGAUUUAGCCAAAGAUUUCUCAUUGAAUCAUCUUGCUCGAAGGCUAGAGCAAAUCUCAGAGCCACGUCUGAGGGAGCAAGUGAGGCAUGCUUUGGAGGUUCCUCUGCACUGGAGGUUGCAAAAGCUAGAAGCCAGGUGGUUCAUACAAGCGUACGAGAAUACAUCUGAAGCAAACCUUACUCUGGUGGAGCUGGCUAAACUGGACUAUAACAUGGUACAAGCAACAUACCAGCAAGAGCUCAAGCUACUGUCAAGUUGGUAUAGAGAGACUGGUCUGCCAGAAAAGCUGGGAUUCGCUAGGCACAGGUUAGCAGAGUGUUUCUUGUGGGCUCUGGGAUUCGUUCCGGAGCCUCAUCUUGGAUAUUCAAGGGAGAUUUUGAGCAAAAUUGCUGUUAUGAUCACCAUAAUAGACGACAUAUACGACGUAUAUGGCACCUUGGAAGAACUUCAAUUGUUCACUCACACAAUUGAGAAGUGGGAUAUUAAUUCACUGGACAGCCUUCCAGAAUACAUGAAGAUUUGCUUCUUAGCUCUCUUCAAUUCUGUGAAUGAAUUUGCUUAUCAUAAUCUCAGAGACCAAGGUUUCAAUGUUAUCUCAAAUCUGAGGAAACUGUGGGCAGAACUGUGUAGAGCUUACUACUUAGAAGCAACAUGGUUUCACAGUGGUUAUGUCCCAACCACAAAUGAGUACCUAAAUACAGCUUGGAUUUCCAUCUCUGGCCCUUUACUUCUGUUUUAUGCUUACUUCACCACAAAUCCUAUCAACAAGAAGGAAUUGAAGAGCUUAGAGAAAUAUCCCGGUAUCAUUCAUUGGCCAGCCACAGUUCUUCGUCUGGCCGAUGACUUGGAAACUUCAUCUUACGAAAUGAAACGAGGGGAUGUUCCUAAAACAAUGGAGUGCUACAUGAAGGAGACGGGAUGCUCUGAGGAGGAUGCUCGCAAGCAUAUAAAGCAGCUGAUAGACACGGCACUGAAGCGAAUGAACAAAGAGAUAUUGAUGGAGAAUCCCAUACAGAAUUUCGGGCAGACAGCCAUGAAUCUUGGACGAAUCUCACUCUGCAUGUAUCAGCAUGGAGAUGGUUUCGGCCUUCCACAUUCCGAAACCAAGAAAAAUAUGGUGUGCCUUGUCGUUCAGCCCUUUCCCCUGCCUUGAAUUCCUAUGCCGCAGCUUUAAACAUAUGUUGUAUUUCAAUAAGUUGAGUCCCUAUGCCUAGAUCUCAACUCAUCAGAUAUGUGUUCUGAUCAAGAAGACUGGUUGCUGUUUGUUUCCUCAUUAAGUUUCAUGUCACAACAUGCUUCUUAAUUUGUAUCCAUCAUUAUGUAUGAUUAUCAAGUGUGGUUUCUCUCUU